AUGCCGAGGAUACCUAAUGGCGAUACAGUCGCAGAUCAAGAUGGUUCUAUUAAGAGAGCAUCGUCAACUUCGUCUCAUUACGAUAACAUCAAUGCAAAUUUACAUGCAAGAGUGAAAGCUUUCCAAGAACAACGAGCAUUGAAAAGAUCUGCUAGUGUCGGAAGUACUUCUAGUGCAAAAUCAAAUACUACAAAUGAUGAUAAUACUAAGGGCAAUAAUAGUAAUAAGGAAUCAGCUAAUAGCAAUAAACAAAAUAACAGUACUACUGGUGAAAGAAGUUUAUCGUCUUCAAAUCAUAGAUCUAGAUCACAUUUAAAGACACAAUCCACUACUUUAGAAACUUCUACUACUGCAAUUAAUAUUUCUACCACUGAUAAUAAUACAAGCACGGCAACGGCAGCAGCAACAGCAACCACAGCAACAGAUCAAUCACUAGCAUUAGCAUCGUCGUCGUCGUCGUCUUCUUCUUCACAAACUAAACAUGUAAGUAUAGUGAAUAAACCUUUACCUCCUUUACCACCCACUCAAAAUAAUAAUAGAAAUAGUACUCCAAUGGCAACUAAGAAUAAUACUAAAACUAAUAAUAGCAUAACGAAAGAUUUGAAUAAUUUGACAAUUGGGAAUAGUAAAUUAUCUACUCCAAAACCUAUAAAUAAAAUAACUAUUAAUACAAAUCUUUUAAGAACACCAAAUAAUAAUAAUAAUAGCAGUACUACUCAUGCACCAGUAAUUAAUACUGCGGGUCCAACUCAAUUUAAUCCAAAUAGAAGAGCUCCACGUAGACCUGUAGUGAUCACUGGUAGUAAUAGUAUAAGUAGUGGAGUCACUAGUGCUGCUGCUCAAAAUAGACAACCAAAAUUAAGUCUAAGUGCAAGAAGAGGAUUGAAGUUACCGCCAGGUGGUAUGUCUCUAAAGAAUCUAACUAAAUCUUCUGCUCCUUCCUCAUCAUCAAAUGCAAGUACAGUACAAGAAUUCGAAGGAAGUCCGACUAAUGAAACUGCAGCAAGACGUACAAAUCAUGGCUCUUUGGUGAAUGGUAUACAAAGAACUUCAAUCUCUUCGAACGAUAGAACGAAAAAUAAUAAUAAUAAUACUGCAACUGCUGAUGGGAGUGGUUCAAGUUCUAGUGGUGGAAGUGGUUCAGGUAGUGGUGGUCUAUUUUCCAUCUUCUCAAAAUAUGUCGAUAUUAAAUCGGGAUCCUUGAAUUUUGCUGGGAAGUUAUCCUUAUCAUCAACUGGGAUAGAUUUCAGUAAUGGUUCAAGUUCUAGAAUUACAUUGGAUGAAUUGGAAUUCAUUGAAGAAUUGGGUCAUGGUAACUAUGGGAAUGUAUCAAAAGUAUUACAUAAACCAACAAACGUUAUAAUGGCAAUGAAAGAAGUUAAAUUAGAAUUGGAUGAAGCAAAAUUUAAACAAAUCCUGAUGGAAUUAGAAAUUCUACAUAAAUGUCAAUCACCUUAUAUUGUGGAUUUUUAUGGUGCAUUUUUCAUUGAAGGUGCUGUAUAUAUGUGCAUGGAAUAUAUGGACGGUGGGUCCUUAGAUAAAAUAUAUGAUCCAAACCCUGAAAUUGGCGGAAUAGAUGAACCUCAACUAGCUUAUAUUUCAAACGCAGUCAUUAGAGGUCUUAAAGUGUUGAAAGAUGUUCAUAAUAUUAUCCAUAGAGAUGUUAAACCAACAAAUAUCCUAUGUAGUGCUAAACAAGGUACCAUAAAACUAUGUGAUUUCGGUGUCUCAGGGAACUUGGUUGCAUCAAUGGCAAAGACUAACAUCGGUUGUCAAUCAUAUAUGGCUCCAGAACGUAUAAAAUCAUUGAAUCCAGAUAUCGCUACGUAUACUGUCCAAUCUGAUAUUUGGUCUCUGGGUCUAAGUAUUCUCGAGAUGGCUCUAGGAAGAUACCCUUACCCUCCAGAGACAUUUGAUAACAUAUUUUCACAAUUGAGUGCUAUUGUCGAUGGACCUGCCCCUAAAUUACCUUCGGAAAGAUUUAGUUCCGAAGCUCAAGAUUUUGUAUCAUUAUGUUUACAAAAGAUACCUGAAAGAAGACCAACUUAUGCAGCAUUGAUAGAGCAUCCAUGGUUGGUAAGGUACAGAGACACCGACGUUAAAAUGAGUGAUUACAUUACUACAAGAUUACAAAAACGGAAAGCUAUCCUUGCUGAAAGGGGUGAAAAUGGAUUGCCAAAAGUUGUCCCAGCAUUACAUAUGGGUGGAUUACCUUAA
This is a messenger RNA of Maudiozyma barnettii, 2217 nucleotides long. RefSeq names its product mitogen-activated protein kinase kinase PBS2 (gene PBS2). The record is from RefSeq and is a predicted model, not a curated record. Gene Ontology annotation, biological process: cellular hyperosmotic response; protein phosphorylation; MAPK cascade. Bases 1 to 2217 code for a protein of 738 amino acids. Gene Ontology annotation, molecular function: MAP kinase kinase activity; ATP binding. Lineage: Eukaryota; Fungi; Ascomycota; Saccharomycetes; Saccharomycetales; Saccharomycetaceae. The transcript has a single exon.